UUCAGUAAAAUGUUUGCAACCUUUUCCCUAUAACCUACAAAUACGUCAAAUUUUAACAAAACCCUUCAGAAUUUACUUAAAAUACAACAAAAACAUUGAAUUAAACGAUUUUAAUAACGUUAAAAUUAGUAUUUUUAUUAAAUAAUUCCAUUAGUGUAUUAGAAAGGGUGCCUACGAAUUAUUUUUGUGUUGAUAUGGAGGCCAAAGAUAACUUUCAAUCAUGUGAUGAUCUAACAAACACAAAUGAAGAAAGUUCAUCAGAAAUCACAACAGAUACCUUAGGAUCUGGUACAGAAAAGCUUCCUUCGAAAAUAGAAAGCAAAGGAAAAGAAGAUAAAUAUGAGCUUUCAUUUGAAUUUAGACAAAAACUAGAGCAGUUUCCUGAGAUUUUAGAUUUUAUCAAAAUGUUACAGAAAUGCAUUGAGAAACAGAAGAAAAAAUUGAAAAAAUAUAAAAAAGAGAAAGUGAAGAAAAAAUCAGUUGCAACUCAAACCAAUCAAGAAUCCAUUAAAAAUGGAUGUACAAUUGAAGCAAAACCAAAUUUAACUAAAUCAGUAACUGAAGAAAUAACUGAAGCUGCCCAGCAAGCACUGCACACAAAUGGAUUUGUCUAUGAAGAGACAUCAGGACUCUACUAUGAUUAUAACUCUGGUUAUUAUUACAAUGCAGAAUAUGGUUUAUAUUAUGAUGGCAACUCAGGCACAUAUCUCAAGUAUAAUCAAGACACAAAAGAGUAUGAAUUCCACUCACAAACAGAAGGUAUUGAAGUACAACAUACAAAACACACCAAGCGAAAAAGUAAAAAAAGGCAAAAAUCAAAACAGGAUGAACCACAUGACGACGACGAAGAUCAAGACGCAAGAAAGAAGACCAAGAUUUCACCUGAGGUUAAACCACAGCAAGAGUUGGAGGACGGCGAAUGUACAGAACUCUCUGAAAGUUCGUCUACUAGUUUCUCGGAUGAGAGUGAUAUUGACGUAUCAAAACAAUAUCCCCCAUGCAUGCGGAUAAUAAUCGAAGAAACCGCAAUUCCAUCUUUAAAACCAGGCUCUCUGCACCUGAUAACUUUCGAGGGUGGGUCAAUAGGUCGCGAAGGCGGACAUGCCUUGCUUCUGCCUGAAAUCAACACCAGCAAACACCAUGCAAAGAUCACCUACGACUCUGAAAAAAACUCCUAUUUUCUAACUGAUAUAGGCUCCAGGAACGGCACGCUCCUAAAUGGCAAACGCGUAUCCCCAGCAAAAGUUGAAAGCGAGCCGAUGGAAAUUCCGCAUGGCAGUCGGGUGCAAAUAGGAAGCACUAUUCUCUUGUGUCACGUGCAUAAUGGCAAUCAGACAUGCGGCCAUUGCGAGCCGGGAUUAUUGAAAAACUUGCAAACCAAAGAACCAACUACAGAAGAAGAAGUUAAAAAUACGAAAAGUAUAGAUCACAAACAUCAGUUGAAGCAACUACGGAAAAAGUUUGGUUUAACGCAGAAUGAUCAAGGAAAGACCGCCCCCGGGGCGGGAUAUAAAGAUAGAGCAUUACAGAGACGCGUCACGGUCGGCAGUCAAAAUCCACAUGAAAAAACACAGACUGCUUCCCUUACAGAAUCCAUUGCGUCAAACAAUAAAGGGUUUAAACUACUAUCAAAGAUGGGUUGGAAAGAAGGUCAAGCACUUGGGAAAGACAAUCAAGGACGAUUAGAACCCAUUGAGCUUUUAUCGAAUCCCGGAACCUCUGGAAUGGGUUCCACAAGCGAUACCAAAGUGAUUCAACCCAGCACCAUUGUACAACCGAAAAAUCCAAAGAAGAAUGUUUGGAGUAAAGCACAGGAGCGCUAUAAUCAAGCGCAAGCACCGGACGACAUCUUUGAUUUAUCGGAUUUAUAAAUAUUUAACAUGUAUCAAAAUUAUAAAAUAUUGUGCCCCGCACAUAUCAAGAGAGAGCAAACGAAUUAUAAAAUAAGAACUGAACAAGUAAUAA
Molecule: messenger RNA, 1965 nt
Organism: Dalotia coriaria
Lineage: Eukaryota; Metazoa; Arthropoda; Insecta; Coleoptera; Staphylinidae
Product: angiogenic factor with G patch and FHA domains 1
Exons: 7
Coding region: 195-1871 (558 amino acids)
Molecular function (GO): nucleic acid binding; protein binding
Source: RefSeq, a predicted model, not a curated record